UUGUAUGCUUGUAUGUAGCAUGUUGUCUCUUAUUUUCUGUAAGUACAUGUCAUGCGAAUUAAUGUUUUAUAAAAAUGUCAAACUCACUUGUACGCAAAGGACUUGAACUACUUGGUUACGAGAAAAAUAUAAAGCAGGAGAAAAAGAAAAGGAAACAUAUAAAAUAUAAAGGUACUUUAGAUCUCAUCCCAACAAAGCAUAGGAUAUUAUCAAAAAACGACAAAACAGAUCUUGGCACAGUUCUUGGAAGAUCCAGUAAAGUGACUAUUUAUGAAACUAAAAAACGAUUAGCAGCACAAGAGGAUCCAACCAAUGAAAAUGUGCAAAGACUGUUAAUGCUCAGUAGUAAUCAUAUUGAUUCAAAUACUACAGACAAGCUUUUGAAUCGAGCAGUAAAAAAGAGAUAUAUUCCAAAGAAAGAGAAACCUAAAGAACCUGAAGUUACUGCAUUUACAGAAGAAGAUUUCAAGAUGUUUGAACAAGAAUAUGUAGACCAAUAA
This is a messenger RNA of Dufourea novaeangliae, 500 nucleotides long. RefSeq names its product active regulator of SIRT1-like. Lineage: Eukaryota; Metazoa; Arthropoda; Insecta; Hymenoptera; Halictidae. Gene Ontology annotation, cellular component: nucleolus. Gene Ontology annotation, molecular function: enzyme binding. The transcript has 4 exons. The coding region runs from base 75 to 500 and encodes 141 amino acids. The record is from RefSeq and is a predicted model, not a curated record.